AUGGCCAAGAUAAUUUUGAGAUCAAAAGCCAAACCGCCACUUGCCCGGUCGCCGAUUAGGCUUCGCCCCAUUCGUUCUCUUCAAUCCACGGUCAACACCACCACUAAAACCCCACCAGGUUCCUUACCGAACUCCCAGUUGCCUAAACGCAAUUGGGAUAUGAAAGAACCGGAUCUUCGACCGGAGUACCGUACAAUUUCAUGUGAAUUGAGGUCUUUGGCUAAAAUGGUACAUCAAGAAUUUGGAACAAGGGAUGAUGUUGGAUUUGAUGGAGAUGGUUUUAAUGUUAAUAGUAGUUGUUUGUUUGAAAGGGGCAGGUUUUAUGAAGAAUACUCAGCUAGAAGAAAUGAGAUGUUGAAGAGAAAGAAAGGGGACGAGGAGAAGAAGGCAGUGAAUGAUCUUGGUGUUAGAGUUGAGUCUUCAAAGAAAAGUGGGGCCAAGAAGUUUGAGAGCAGGAGUAAAACGGCAGCCGCCGCGCCGCCCAUGGCGGAGAGGGAGGCUGCAACGACUAGGUCAUCGUUGAGGAGUUGUACAAGCAAGGCCAAGGAGAACGAGAAGCCUCCUCCCUUGCCUCUGUAUGGUCAGAAAUCCUGCAUUUCAGAGCGGAAAGUUGGAGUCACAAAGGUCAGGAAGAAGUGGUUUUGA
This is a messenger RNA of Fraxinus pennsylvanica, 645 nucleotides long. Lineage: Eukaryota; Viridiplantae; Streptophyta; Magnoliopsida; Lamiales; Oleaceae. The record is from the annotation of a GenBank genome assembly.